GACAAACACAUUCAUCACAAAGCAAACAAACAGUUAUUCCGAUAUUUUUAAAAAGCUUGCGAGCUCUUACUAUUAAGCUGUUUGACAGACAGCACAAAAAUAUAUAAAUGUAGUGCAGAAGUGUUUCAUUUCUGACGUUCUAUGUCUUAGAAACAUAGCAAAACCCUUAAACUGAAUUCAAUACAGCAAAAAUAUAUUUUCCACAAUAUGUUAUCUGUUUAUCGUCCAUCUUUGUUGUAAAACGUUAUGUUUGUGCUGCACUUAUCAGAUUUUCAGAGUUCUGUCUGACAUGAGUUGGAGGAAGGUCACUGCUCCUCACAAAUCAAAUGACCUCCAAAAAACAAAACAAAAAAUAAAUAGAAGUUAUCAUAAAGAGUGGGAGGUGUGGUGUAAUGUUUCAGGGUUUAAAGGAAACUGAUUCCUCUCAGGAUACUCAGAUUCAAUCUUCACCCGGCAAAGCGGUCAAAAUGAAGGCUCUGUUUGGCUUCCUUGAGUUGAUGUUGAUGGCUGUAUUGAGUCUCUCCGUCCAGGGAGCAGAUUUUCCUGAAGACUGCUCAAAGAUCAGGGCUCAGUCGCCACGCGCACCCAGCGGGGUUUACGUCAUCCAGCCAGCAGGAAACGAAACUCGCCUCAGGGUGUACUGUGAGAUGCGUCAAACGGGCGGCUGGAUCGUGAUCCAGAGGCGAAGUGGAGGCGCGGUGUCCUUUGAGAGAGGAUGGGCUCAGUACAGACACGGGUUCGGGUCCCUGACUUACGACCACUGGCUCGGACUGGACAAGAUGCACAUGCUGACCAAGGACACAGACAAAGUGUGGACUUUGAGGGUGGACCUGUGGGAUCAUGAAGGUGGCUACGCGUUUGCCGAGUACCGAGACUUUAGAAUUGGAGACGAGGGAACGGCUUAUCGACUGCAUGUUGGGACGUACAAAGGAAAUGCAGGUGACGCCCUCCGCGGCGCCUACCCGGGCGCCGACCAAAACGGCGCUGGCUUCAGCACCUCCGACCGCGACAACGACAACUGCUCCCCGUGUAUCCACGGAGACGUGGCUUUCAACAGGUGCACCGACAAGCACGGCGGCGGCUGGUGGUACAGCGGCUGCGGCUCCGCUGCCCUGAACGGUGACUGGCACUCUUCAGACGACCCGAUUGGCUGGGGGUCAGGCCUCCACUGGCUCACCUGGAAGCCAGUGCCUUAUUCGGCGAAGGUCAGCAGGAUGAUGAUCAAGUCUGAUUGAUGGUCUCUGCUUUACAUCCAUGUUCUGAGUUUCAUCAUCUCUUGGUUUUAAAGGUUAGGAAAAGAAGAUGUAAUGUGUGAAAUGGAAAAUAAAUUAAUAAAUAGAUUGGCAAGUGA
Molecule: messenger RNA, 1351 nt
Organism: Xiphophorus couchianus (Monterrey platyfish)
Lineage: Eukaryota; Metazoa; Chordata; Actinopteri; Cyprinodontiformes; Poeciliidae
Product: fibrinogen-like protein 1
Exons: 7
Coding region: 393-1235 (280 amino acids)
Biological process (GO): platelet aggregation; blood coagulation, common pathway; fibrinolysis
Cellular component (GO): fibrinogen complex
Molecular function (GO): extracellular matrix structural constituent; protein-macromolecule adaptor activity
Source: RefSeq, a predicted model, not a curated record